AACACCCCUCCCACCCUCGCGCCGUCAGACCACAGUAUGCAAAAGCGCUCAUCUGGACCCAAAAGACGUGAUUUGCGAACGUGAAUCGGAGUAAAGAUGCCCGAAAGUCAGCAUCGCAAGAGGCCGCGCGGCGAGGGAGGGUGCGCUUCAUUCUGACGUAGCGCGCUCGCUCCAGCCCCGCGCCUCCGUUGCGCUCGGUAUCUCCAGCGCAAAAUCAACCCAAACGCGGCGAUCGUUCAGCGUGAUUUGACAUCGUGGCGUCCAGGAAUCAAGAAGAUGACAUUUAUCGCCAACAUGUUGACCUUCCACAAGGAGAUCCUCUUUAACCUUUUCUUUAAUGUUCCUCACUUUCCAAAACCCCGGAUUGGCAUUGGACGUGUGAACUAGAGCUCCCAGAAAACCACAUUCUGCAAAUAUCCGAGUAUUCUUCAUCCUCACCCACACUAGGAGAAGAUGGAUAGUCCGCCUAAGCUAUCUGGGGAGACUCUUAUAGUCCACCACAUUCCGCUGGUUCACUGCCAGGUUUCGAGCUCAAGACAGUGCUGCGGUAGCCCACUGAAAAGGAACAGCAAUCCCUUCAGCUGCCCAGAGAAUCUGGGAUUGAGCCGGACCACCUCCCUUCCUGAGAGAGACAUUCUUCAGCGGGAGGCUUUGGUGUACAGCAGCCUCAUACAGACGUCAAGCAGCAGCCUUAGCACUAGUGACACUUUUGGGGAUGGAGGGAUGAGGGGAGGAGACAAACAUGGGAGAGGAGGGAGAGAAGGGAGCAUGGCAAGCGACACUUCCUCUUUCACCUCGAGCAAUUCUGAAGACCAGACUCAAGGCCUGCAUAUGAAGACACGCGAGCGUCCGAACUCGAGGCGUAACCCCUUUCUGCUCAACGCUGAAGACGAAGACGACGACGAGGAUGAAGACAAUCUAAAUGGAUAUUUGGAAGACUCCUCCUUUCACCUGCACGGAAACCCGCAUGACAUCUCGAACGCAGCACUUGCAAACGAAGACUUGCCGCCGUUCCACCUGCAUGACCUUGGGUUUACAGCUGAACCUUUUCUCCUGCAUGGGUCUACAGGAAAACAGUGGAGUUCCACUAAUGGGCCUAGUGGGGAGUCAGAGAGCAGAGACCACACAAUAGCUGGGACUUUCGUUUUAUCUGCUCACAUGGAAGGCCUGAACUUGCUGAGAUUAGAUAGCCAGCGGCGCCAUGGAAGCAGUGGUUCCACCCUUUCAAUGGACUGUGGUGAGCAGGAAUGGGGUGAGGAUGAUGAUUAUGAAGACCAGUCCAUGCAGGGCGGCAGAGGAAGCUCAGAGUGUUCCAGCCUCGCAGCACCGCAUUGCUCCUGUUGCGGCCUUUCUCAGCCAUACCCUGAACCUUUUCACGAGUCGUUUUCCGAGUGCCACCAGGGCUACGGCAGUGAUUCCUCCUGCAAUAGCUCGGAUGGGGUGCUGGUGAACUUCAGCACCAUUUACAACAAGAUGAACAAUGUAGUCCCGGCUAAACAGUCGCUCAAUAUCAACAGUUCCGCCGAGCAAUCCUGUGCCUCUUCUGUGUCUGAGCUCGUUGGGAUGUGCGGGACAGAAUGUAGCAGUGGACGUGGAGCUUUCUACCUGGACUUACACACGUCCCCGAUCGAACCCCCCCAGCGUCCUUUGGCCACUCAAGAACAUGCAAACUCUUCUUCUGUAUCUCAGCCUCAAGGUGCCACUAUGGAACUAGAUGCCAACUGUAACUCAUACCACAACCUUCUCGGAAGCGAGACGCUGUCCUCUGCUGAAACCUCGGCCAAUGAGCUCACCUCGUGUCUUCAAAGCCAAGCUCGCUUGGUUGUAGCAACGCAGAAUUACUAUAAGCUUGUGACGUGUGACCUUUCUUCCCAGUCCUCUCCCAGUCCUGUGGGAUCAUCGGUCACAAGCUGUUCUGAUGAGCACAGCAAAGGAAGUCCCACUCAGCCAACAGAGUACUAUCUAUUCCAACAAAUGAAAGAGGAUGAUGAAGAGGAAGAUGCAGAGAAUGAAGACAAGGAUCCAAGUGAGACUGACUCUACCCGUGACAAUGUUAUUGAGGGGCAGGUGUAUAUCAACAUCUCCCCACCUACGACAGCCUGUAGUUCAGUUGGUGCUUCGGGGAGCGGUCGACCUCGUUCCCGUAGCUACGAUCGAAACUUGGACAAGUCUCCAUCUCCUCGUCUUGGAUCCUUGGAGCGCAUGCUCAGCUGCCCUGUUCGGCUCAGUGAGAGUGCAGCCCCGAGCCCGCCUCCUCCACCACGUGUCACUUCUUUCGCGGAAAUAGCGAGAAAUAAGAGGAGAACUGGGGGGUCUCCGUCGCAGAAGACUGGGAUGGAGGCCACGUCCAUGCACUCUCACUCAUCUGGGGAGUUCUCGCCCAUCCUAGAAGACCUUCCACAGGGUCAAAGCCACAGUUUGCCACCACUCACUCGAUGCCAUAGUCAAGGAAGCUGUGAUUUGUCCUCCCCGCAUAGACCAUGGAGUACACCACUGCGAGAAUCGCCGGGAGGAGCGGGAAAACAGACUCGAACUAAAGCAGAAGGUGGCCUAUCUAGCUCCACAGACUCCUCUCCGGUUGUAAUUCGCUAUAGCAAAGAUCAACGUCCGACCUCAUUACCCAUUCAGCCUUUCACUUUCCAGCACCAAUACGGAAAACCACAGGCAAAGCCUCUUCUUCCUCUUCUGGACGGAUACAUCAGCCAUAUGCAGACUCGAGGGGCUGUGGCGCCUGAGGGAGGAGAAGAUGACUCAGAAGAAGAUUGCAGGCCACCACACGGCACCUCCAACGCACCUACAACAGUACGGCCAUCCCCACUGGGCAGCUACUCCCCAGUUCGCCUCCAAGGUGCACCCACCUCUUCUGGAACCUGCUCCACGUGCACUCCGACCCCAGGUGGACCAAAGCCACCUCGUUCCCUCUCUUGCCCCAUCUCUGCAGGUCUUCUGCCCCAGCAUACCCCACCUGGAAUGACCACACAUACAGAGACACCUAAACACGCUCCCUUACCUCCUACACCGCCUCCACCUCCUCUGAUGAAGCAGAGUCCACUGAUGCCUGCAUUGCCCACUAGAAAUCACUGUUUCCACCGAGGCAAUUUACCAACGCUUCCCAGCUCUGGGCUCAGUCCUCUUGCAUCACAGGAAGAACCAGUGAAGGUUUUACCAGCGUGUGUCACACAGCGACAGCCUAAUGUGCACCACCUCUCCCCACAGGCACUGAAAUGGAGAGAGUACAGGCGCAAGAACCCUCUGGGUGUGGAGCGUGGUAAAGACGGCCCUCAUUCUUUCUCUUGCGCUUUGGAAACCAAGAGACCUGGAACUCGUGUCAUGCGACGCAAUGUGUUUGAUUUCCCUCCGACCAAUCAACCAAUCGGCUUCGGCAGACUGAAUGGUGCUGAACCAAUUUCUAACACUCAACGAGGGUUGAAGGGAAUGAGCCGGAAAGAGGGCUGGGGUCAGUCAUUAAGGCAACUGCCGCAGUGUUACAGCGACUUCCUACCUGAUUACUUCUCUCAGACGGAGCGCCCCCCGGAAGAAUUUUGCUUGUCUCCUGACGCCAAUACUGACAAAUCCAUCUCUAUAGAUCUGUUGCAGAAGAGAGGUUUGGUGAAGGCCAUAAACACAGCAGUGGAUCUGAUAGUGGCUCAUUUUGGAACCAGUCGGGAUGCAGGAGUAAAGGCUAAAUUGGGCAAUAGCUCGGUUAGUCCGAACGUGGGUCACCUUAUUCUAAAGUACUUGUGUCCCGCCAUUCGUGAGAUACUGCAUGAUGGACUGAAAGCGUAUGUACUGGACCUGAUCAUCGGACAACGCAAAAACCAGCCCUGGAGUGUGGUGGAGGCCUCCACUCAGCUCGGUCCCUCUACACGUGUUUUGCACAGUCUGUAUUCUAAAGUCAGUCAGUAUUGUGAGCUGACCAAUCGCAGUAUGAGACUCAAUGCUUUCAUCUUCGGCCUGCUGAACUUGCGUUCCCUGGAAUUCUGGUUCAACCACAUUUAUACCCAUGAAGACAUCAUAGCAGCACACUACCACCCAUGGGGUUUCCUACCCCUGUCUCAAGGAGCCUGCCAGCCACUGUUUGAAGAGUUGCUGCUCCUUCUUCAGCCGCUCUCACUGUUGCCCUUUGACCUUGACCUGCUAUUUGAGCCACACCAGCUACAGAAAGGGGAAGAACACCUGAGACGCAAAGAACAGCUGUGCUCUGCUCGCCAAAGCCUUGACCAAUCAGAUCGCUCCACCUUCCAGCUCAUGCGAGGCUGUGGAAUGUUGGAGUCUGGAGAGCAGGAAGUGGGAAUGCUGCCUCAGAGAGAAAGCUUCAUCUUGAGAGAUGACGACAGUCAGCUUAGGAUUGAGGGAGUGACAUUAAAAAUGAAACGAGAUGGGCGGAAAAGUGCAGGAGCGGAGCGUGAAACCCGAUAUAAAGAGGCUGGAGUUGGCAAAGAGUGUUUGAGAAAGAGUGACGCAGGACAGAUAGAAGGCAGCGGGUGGUGUGGUGGAAGGAUGAAGGGAGUUGGAGAAGACAGUGAGAAAGAGAAAAGGAAAGAAAGAGAUGGAGAUGGAGCCAAACAGAGAAACAGGCAAGCUGGCUGGUGGUACCAGCUGAUGCAAAGUUCACAGGUUUACAUCGACAACUCUGCUGAGGGCUCCAAGUUUGUGAAGUGGGAGAAGAGGAGGAAAGGCGGUGUUGAGAAUCAUCGGCAAAGCCACCCGCCUCCAAGAGAAGGUGUGGUUGAGGGGGCUGAGGCCAUUCAGCAGAUGGAUGAACAGGUGGAACAUGGUCGGACCAGCGGUAGCAAUAUUAAUCGCGUUGGCAGUGGGGUCCACCACCAAUCAGCAUUGUCAGAACCCAACAAGGUCGCUAAGGGGAAGCCAUCGUGGAUGGGAAGUCCGCCGGAAUCAGUGCUCACUGAACUGAAGAAGAGUAAGGAGAAGCAGCCAGACUGCCAGGAUGCCUAUGAAGGGCUUCGGGCCCAACCAGAAGCAGGGGAGGAUGGGUCGGCACAGGUGCUUCGCUGGGGUCGGCUGUUUGGAGCUGGAAAUGCAAGCAAGAUGGAGAAGAGUGAGCCGAAACAACUCAGAAAACAAAGAUUGCCGUCUGGUUGGUUGAGUCUGGAUCGUUCAGUGCUGGAUCUGGUGGCUCAGUCUGUCGGAGUGGGGAAAAGAGAGGACCAACAAUCUUUUGCGUCUCAAAGCCAAGAAUCCCACCUUGGCCCGACUGAACAAGCACAAACACAAAAUCCGCCGACACGGAGACAAGCCCCACGUGAAGUGAAGGCGUUGUGCCAUCAUAUUGCCACAGAGCCAGGGCAGCUCAGUUUCCACAAAGGUGACGUGCUGCAGGUGCUCAGCAGGGCAGACUCUGAUUGGCUGCUGUGUGCUCUGGGCGAUGGCCAGGGACUUGUUCCCAUCAUAUACGUCACCCUGAUCGAGGACAGUCAGGAGCGCUGAAUCUCACAGGCUCCGAUUGACACGGGUGUGAGAUGCGGUCGGGGACAAAGAGGAGGGUCACUGCUUUUCUGAAUAUAAAAUCUGCUGCACAAGGGAGCCUGACGGAUUCAUUUUGUGCUUGCAUGUGUAUGUAAACACCAAUACACCAGUGCACACACACACAAACAUCACACUUUGCUGUCGUGAAAGCACUCUCUUUGUUUCGGUGAACAGCAUUGAGCCAACCAGUGAUUAGAAAGUGUAGAUCUAGUUACUGAGUAGUGAAAUCGUUUGCAACGAGCCAUCAGGUUUUGCAACUUAGCUUGUAAUCAUAAAUGUCAAUAGCCUUUUAAAAAGAACUAAAAAACCAAAAUGAAGUUGUUAGAUGACACUAUUGGCACAUAUGCCUCGUCUUUACUAAAUACUGUACGAUUUUAUGUAAUCUAGAUGUUAACCAAUUCAUGUGUUGUGACUGAGAGUGUGCUCACGUGCCGCUCAGAGGCUGUGGGUGAACCGGAGGUCAUUGUCGAACAUCUCUUUCUCACACUGUUUGUGCAAAUAACUGUAUGAGGCUGAAUAGCACGUCGCUAAAAAGGGAUUCCUCGGUUUUGGAAUUAAAGCUCAUUAACAUGCCCCCCGCCUCGAAUCAACCUGUCCAGAGGCAAUUUUUCUCCAACCUGUGCUGCUGUGACGGGAGAAUUGAUCCGCUAAUGCUGUCCCCACAAUCUCUGUCCCUUCGUUUCAAGCUUUUUUCACUAAUAAGGGACAGUUUACAGCAAGAUCGCCUGCAUGUGACCGAGUGCAUCACCAAUUUUGUGCUUUUCUGAUACUUAACGAGUUGAAACAAGCUCAGUCUUUAACCUUAAAUGUUCCGUUCCUUCUUAUAUCAACUUUUGCAACUCCUGCAAGAGAUGUGGAAAGGGAAGAUGAGUCUAAUGUUUCGAUUUUCUGUUGUUUGGAUUUGGUUUAAGGAGUUUAAUAUUUAUUAAAAUAGAUCAAUCUGUUGACGAAAGGACAGAUGUAUAGAUAGAACGGGAGUUUUUAUGUAAGUAGCUAAAUAGAUGGUGAGCAAAAAAGAGAUUUUGGAGGGGGUUGGUUGCAAAUCCCUUACCCUUUCAAUACAUUCAAUUCAUGAGAUGCUUUCCUCCAGUUAUCAACAUGAACUCGGAUCUCUUAAAUAUCAUCUACUGAACACCUUCCUCUGUUUUUGCAGUAGGAGACAAAAAAAGACAUUUAGACAAGGACGGUAAAAUACUACAUGGCCUUUCGAUGUGCUAAAUUUAAUUUAAGGUGAGGCCUUACGGAAGGGAAUGUGUAUUGUGUAUUUUGUUAUAGCAUUAAAUUCUUAUUUCGGGACUUGAAAUAAUCUUGGGCCCUCGGUAUGACACUUGAUAUGCUUUUGCUUAAAGUAAUAUAUAAAUAUAUAUAUAUGAUCAUAUUUUGAUUUGAUUUUUUCAAAUUGCUUUAUUGAGACAUCAGUAGAUGAUCGUCGAAGUAUGUUUUUGUUAAAACAGUUUUAUGAUUAUUUUUUAUUUAUAAAAUGCAUUAGUUAUUAUUUUGUGUAUUUGUAAUUGUAAAUAUGUUGCGUUCUCAUGUUCUCAAAAGGAAAAUGACGUUAUUGACUUGGUUAUUAACAGCUUUAAACACUAACAGUUGAUAACGAAAGCCGUUCAGAUGUAAAUUAUGCUGUUAUGGGAUGUUACGAGUAGAAGAAAAUGCUCUCACAAAAAGCUGUGCAAUCUAGAUUGUAGUGCUGCUGCUUUAGGUCAAUCCUGGUCUCUUAAGGUUUGUCUGUCGGUCUUCCAAAUACGCUUUGCUUUUCGACUAAAUCCACCCGGUAAAUAUCGGAGAGAGAGAGAGAGAGAGAGAGAGAGAGCUUGCGAGAGAAAUAGCUGUCCAGUGCCUUUUUAAACCAAUGCGAGAUUCAAGAGUGGUUCCUCACAAGUGGUUGGUGCCAUUCCAGUUGCUUUUUCCUUCUGUGUGAAGCAGGAAUAAAUACUGGUAAAACUGGAAUCAGAUUAUUAGAGGAUAAACACCAGUGCAAGAGAGGACGUUUUAGUUGGGAGUGUUGGGUGAUGUAUGUUUGUGCAAUGUUCUCUAUCUCUCUCUCCCUCUCUCUGUCUGCUUCGAUCCUCCCAAUAUUUUCUGGCCUGUAUAUACUGUACUAUACCUGUAGCUCACCUGGAUCUCCCUUCCCCGUGACCAUGUUGUGCUCCUAUAACAUUACCAUCAUGUAUGGAUAUCAAUAACAAAGUGCUCAUGUGAACACUGA
Messenger RNA from Puntigrus tetrazona (Sumatra barb), 7699 nucleotides. It is a transcript of the gene rusc2, whose product is annotated as RUN and SH3 domain containing 2. NCBI's taxonomy places the organism in Eukaryota, Metazoa, Chordata, Actinopteri, Cypriniformes, Cyprinidae. Gene Ontology annotation, cellular component: cytoplasmic vesicle. The record is from RefSeq and is a predicted model, not a curated record. Gene Ontology annotation, molecular function: protein binding. The coding region runs from base 454 to 5448 and encodes 1664 amino acids. The transcript is spliced from 13 exons.